Messenger RNA from Dendronephthya gigantea, 1289 nucleotides. RefSeq names its product histidine N-acetyltransferase-like. Gene Ontology annotation, molecular function: acyltransferase activity, transferring groups other than amino-acyl groups. The coding region runs from base 18 to 965 and encodes 315 amino acids. The transcript has a single exon. The record is from RefSeq and is a predicted model, not a curated record. Lineage: Eukaryota; Metazoa; Cnidaria; Anthozoa; Malacalcyonacea; Nephtheidae.
AAAUAUAGUUAAUCAAAAUGGCCAAUGUUGUUCUUCGUGUUGCUAACGAAGCCGACUUACCAGCCGUUUUAGAAAUAUCAGAAGGUAUAUAUGAAGGUCUCGACUAUUUCCCUUAUGAGUUUCUGAACCUUUUGGAUGACCCAAACCGAACAAUUUUGAUCGCAGAGAUGGAUGGCAAAGCCGUCGGCUUACAAGUCAUGCAUGUUAUUGAUGAAGGCGAAGCAGUCCUGGCUCAUUCCUUGCGGGUGCAUUAUAAAUAUCGUUGUCAGGGAAUAGGGAGACGAUUGAUCCAAGAAAGUCGCAAUUAUGUGAAAGCCAAUUUUCCACAAGUUAAGUUUGAGCGAUAUCUGACUGGAAACGAUGCACGUCUGGCUAUACAGAAGAAAUCAGACGACGUUCCAAUUCACGAGGUUGUAUAUUUUCUGUGCCUUGUAAACAAUCAUCUAUCCGAGCUGUCUCGUCUGAAAAGCUAUUUAACAGACCAGACUAUAGAUUUAAAACUACUGAACAAAGCGGAGCUGGAGCGCAUAUUAAAUCAGGACAAGCUUCGCAAAAUUUUGUUCAAAGAAAAAUAUAUUGGUGUGAGACAACCAUACAAGCCACUCGCGUCGAACAUCUCAAAUGGCUUAUUCAAGGAUGGUGAUGAUGCAAUGUUUGUUUCUUAUUCUGGUGAAUCCGUCGAAUCAUUCAGUCAUUCUCGGUGGAUUCAAACCAAUUCACGUCCUCAAUUGAAGUCCGUCUGUUAUACGCUGAACAAAGAGUUGCUUAAAAUACAUCUUCUCAAGCAGUUAGAACAAGCAAUUCAACAGCACCCCGGAGAAACUUUUAUUUUUCUUCCCAUGAUCGAUACAUCGCUGGCAAAAUGCACAACUGAUUUCUUGUUCAAAGAAAUGUAUUUGAAAACUUUAGGGGAUGAAUUCAAAGCAUAUUAUAAUCUUUACUAUUUUGAAAAGUCUCUUGUAUAAUAUAAAUAACCUUGUCUCCCCAAGUGGGUCAUUUCAAAAUUCAAACGUACUUAAUCAUAAAUUUGGUUGGGAGCAAAAGCAGGUAAAUCUCUAUUAUGGUAGGAUUUUCGAAGGAUAACACUAGAUAAUUAAUACAGGUAUGGUAAAUACCACCAAUAUAGUUUAGGUAAUUAUCAGGGAAAUCUCAAGGAAAUUACAUUUGACUGCGGAUAGAUAUUUAUUAGGGUAUUUUUAAUGUAAAUCAAAGGAGUUCGUAUGGUGCAUUGUGGAAGCGUCGGUAAGUUUAGCAGCAGAAGUUUAGGGUUUAGCUUUCCUACAGAUGAU